Messenger RNA from Nematolebias whitei (Rio pearlfish), 786 nucleotides. RefSeq names its product protein PERCC1. Lineage: Eukaryota; Metazoa; Chordata; Actinopteri; Cyprinodontiformes; Rivulidae. Bases 1 to 786 code for a protein of 261 amino acids. The record is from RefSeq and is a predicted model, not a curated record. The transcript has a single exon.
AUGACUUCAGGCAUCCUCAAGAACUUCCUCCUCCAGGGCCCGAAUCUGAAUCUAGCUUACAUGCCCAUGCUCUUCCCAAACUCCUCAUCCAGAGAAGAUGAAGCGGAGAAGCUGGAAGACAGAGAAGAUGGAGAAAGAGAAGAGGAGGAUGAAGAUGAGGAUGAGGAAUGCGAGGCUCAGGAGGACGAAGAAGAAAGUUUUGAUCAGCUCCUUUCCAACCACAGUGCUCUAGAUGUGACCAAUCAGCUGCUAACGUUUGCCGACCUCAUCAGCCGGGACAUCCAGAGAUAUUUUGGCUGCUGCUCCGACGACAGGGAGAGUUGUGACAUCUACAGUGGCUCGGUGUCAACGACGACCAGCGGCCGCCUGCGAUACUACGACGAUUUGCUGAGAAUUGCAAGAGCAGGAAGUCCUGGGGAGCGUGGAGACCGAGCUGUGACUUACGUUGAUGAGCCAGGAGUCGCUGUUGCUAAGGACAACGGUGGUCUCGGGCCCCUGGCUGACCUGUUUAACCACAAGGGCUCGAGUCAGGGUCGAGGCCAACCGAUGGUCAAGAGGCAUCUUCCGCUCAGCUUCUGGACGGAGCCGGUCCCACGCUGCGAUCUGGAUAGUCCCAGCAACACACCUAGCAUCGCACAUAGCAACAUGCAUGCUCAGGAACACAGACACGCACACCACAACCCCCUCGGCUGCACGGAGCCGGACUUCAGUGACCUGUUGGCAUACUGGGAUCCACACAUGGAGUUCACGCACACACUGACGGAGGACACACACAUGCAGCACUGA